Messenger RNA from Melitaea cinxia (Glanville fritillary), 1934 nucleotides. RefSeq names its product histone acetyltransferase Tip60 (gene Tip60). The record is from RefSeq and is a predicted model, not a curated record. Lineage: Eukaryota; Metazoa; Arthropoda; Insecta; Lepidoptera; Nymphalidae. The transcript has 14 exons. Gene Ontology annotation, biological process: regulation of DNA-templated transcription. Gene Ontology annotation, molecular function: histone acetyltransferase activity. The coding region runs from base 84 to 1679 and encodes 531 amino acids.
UUUUGUUUGACAGUUAAUGGUAAAACAUUAGCAAUAGAAACGAUUUUGUAUUAUUUUAAAAGGAUAUACUCUUAUUUUCCAUAAUGACUGAAAAUGAGGACGAAAUAACGACAUUUUGUGAUUCGGCAGCAUCGUUGGUGGAAGGAUGUCGACUACCCGUUCGAAUGCAAGGAGGUGAUGAUUGGCCCCUCGCAGAAAUAAUAAGUAUAAAAGAAGUCCGAGGGCAAAGAGGAUAUUACGUUCACUACGUAGAUUUCAAUAAACGUUUAGAUGAAUGGGUUGGAGAAUCAUGGCUCGAUACACGAAAAGUGCAGUUUCCAAGAAGAGAUGGGGCUCCAACCGCAGGCACAACAACUCCAAAGAAAACUCAUAUUGGAUCUGGAGGUGGCGUCAUGCCUAAUUUUCUUAAUGAUACUGUCUGCAAUGAAACUCAGAAAAUCAUCUCGAGUAUCACUAGAGAAAACAAUGUGCAACCACAAUUAAAACCUAAACUAAUUGAGAAAGUACAAACACCAGUCAAUGGUGCUGCACAAAAAGUUAUAUCUGGUAUGUUGCCACCAGUGGAGCCCCGUCAACUUGUUUCUCGGCCGGCGAGUCCAACACUUGUGAACGACUCAUCGUCGCUAGUCAAUGGAGGCGCAGUUCUGGCCGCUGCAUUACAAAAGAAAAUGAAUAGGAAGCGAAAAGCUAAUUCUUUAGAGAAUGAUUGGGCGGAGGGCGAGGCGGAGGAGGCGGGCGGCGCGGCCACGCCCACGGCGCGGCCGCGCACGUCCGGCAGCAUGCUGGCGCACGGCCACGACGACCUCGUCACGCGCAUGAAGAACGUCGAGAUGAUCGAGCUGGGCCGCCACCGCAUCCGGCCCUGGUACUUCGCGCCCUACCCGCAGGAAAUGGUCAACCUACCUUGCAUAUACAUAUGCGAGUUCUGUCUUAAAUACAGAAAAAGUAAAAAGUGUCUGGAAAGACAUCUAAUAAAAUGUAAACUUAAACAUCCACCUGGCAACGAAAUAUAUCGCAAAGGCAGUAUAUCAUUCUUCGAGAUAGAUGGCCGAAAAAACAAAUGCUAUGCCCAGAACCUGUGCCUACUUGCUAAACUAUUCUUAGACCACAAGACGUUGUAUUAUGACACUGAUCCAUUUUUGUUCUAUGUUAUGACAGAGUUUGAUUCGAGAGGGUUUCAUAUAGUAGGAUAUUUUUCUAAAGAGAAAGAAAGCACAGAAGACUACAAUGUAGCAUGUAUAUUGACAUUACCUCCAUACCAAAGAAAGGGAUAUGGAACUUUACUUAUAGAAUUUAGUUAUGAAUUAUCAAAGUUUGAAGGCAAGACCGGCUCUCCAGAAAAACCUUUGUCGGAUCUUGGUCUACUGUCAUACAGAAGUUACUGGGCUCAAACUAUAUUGGAAAUACUAAUAAAUAUUAAACCAGUUGGCGAGAACGAGAAACCCAUUAUAACAAUUAAUGAAAUUUGUGAAUUAACAAGUAUUAAGAAAGAAGACGUCAUCAGUACCUUACAGAACUUGAACCUCAUUAAUUAUUAUAAGGGCCAGUACAUCAUAUCUGUGAAUCAGGAAACAAUACAACAACACGAAAAAGCUAUGGAGAAAAAAUUACUAAGAAUCGAUCCCAAGUGUUUGCAUUGGACUCCGAAGGAUUGGUCAAAAAGGGCGAAAUGCGUUUGAAGUGUUUCGGAGAUGCGAGCUAUCUAACUCUGGCUUCGACACGUAGGGAAUAUUGAAAGGUAGUUAUAUCAAGAACAUUCAGAAGACAGCUGUCAACGUUGUUACGCCAUUUUUAUUUUUGAGCAUUGAAGUUUACUUACUGUACAUGACAUAUUUUGUUUGUUCUGAUAUUAAAAUACUGUCUAAAGUAUUGUAGAAACAAUUUCUGUAACUAUUUCUGUUUAUUGUGAUAUAAAACAAAUAUUUUUAAGCAAA